CCCUGAGGAGCAGUGGGGACAGCUGCGUGCCGGGGCGUUAUCCCGGCGUCCCGGCCAGCCUAUUUUCCAGGCGAGGAAAUAUUUAACCGCGGCGUCAGCGGGCAGGGCAGGCAGCUGCAGCCAUGGAGAGAAGCGGGCAGCACCCGCUCCGUGCUGUCCCCCCGGGCCAGCCCCAGGGUGACCAUCUCCAGCUCCUGCUGCGCCGCAGCCGCGAGGCCAAAAACUGCGCCUAUUGCCCCUACAGCCGCUUCCCGGUGGGAGCUGCGCUGCUCACCGCCGGAGGGGAGAUCUUCUCGGGGUGCAACGUGGAGAACGCCUGCUACAGCCUGGGGAUGUGUGCCGAGCGUGGUGCCAUUCAAAAAGCCAUCUCUGAGGGGCACACCAGCUUCAAGGCCAUGGCCAUCGCCAGUGACAUGGGGGACGACUUCAUCACACCCUGUGGCGCCUGCAGACAAGUGAUGAGAGAGUUUGGCACAGACUGGGAUGUCUACCUGACCAAAGGAGAUGGCACCUACAUUGUCAAGAAGCUGGAGGAGCUGCUGCCUACCUCCUUUGGUCCUGAGGACCUGAAGAAGGUCUGAGCAGUGUGGCCACCACCAGUCUUUGCCCUUAGGCACAGGGCACAAUGGUUUUCCCUGAUUUUCUCAGCCUGUAAGCAACUUUUUGGGGACAACACAGUGGGAAAUUUGUUUAUAUUGUUAAGUUGCCUGUUCCUCUGUCUCAUCUUCUAAUUCAGUGUUGAUUUGCAGGCUCCAGCUCCACCUUGCCCCGAGGAAAUGGCAAAAUCAAAUCAUAGAAAUUCUCUGUUAUUAGUAAAAAAUGCAUCCAGACAUCCCUGUAGGCAAGGGAGGACAUGGCUUUGGUGCAGAACUCAAACAGGCUUUGGUACAGAAACCACUCCUGAAUAAUGCAAAAUCGUUGCUUGGGAAAGUGCUGGAUCCUUCAGCUCUAAAAAGAAGUGAAAGCAAGAGGGAAAAGGUCCAUCAACCCCAGCAGUAAUUAGUGACCCAAUCCAGAUUACGUAGAUUGCAGGAUGGUUAUUGCACUGACCAUGUCCUUUGCUCCUUUCUUUCCAGCUUGUUUUUCUUGCUUUCAUUCUGUUUGGGGUGAAGAAGAGGACAAGUUUUUGGGGUCUUCUGGAGGGUUUUGUGCCUCCAGGAUAAUCCCAUUUCUUGAUUGAAUAUUGAUUUGUAAUACAAUGAUAAAUGAAUUCUUUACAUUUCCUAGCCAGCGCUGGGUUGAGCAUUUCUGCCUUGCCCAAGUGAAAUAAAAGCAGUUCUGGUUUAUCUCC
Messenger RNA from Zonotrichia leucophrys gambelii, 1291 nucleotides. It is a transcript of the gene CDA, whose product is annotated as cytidine deaminase. Gene Ontology annotation, cellular component: cytosol. Lineage: Eukaryota; Metazoa; Chordata; Aves; Passeriformes; Passerellidae. Gene Ontology annotation, molecular function: cytidine deaminase activity; zinc ion binding. The coding region runs from base 123 to 581 and encodes 152 amino acids. The record is from RefSeq and is a predicted model, not a curated record. The transcript has 4 exons.